GAGUGGAUACGGCGAAGCUGGUUGACCAUGGCCUGCUUCGUCAGGAUAUCGCCGCCGUCCUCCUCGUGCUCGCUUCCCGGCCAUGGACAUGCCAGUACUAGCACUAGCAUUAGCAGGCUAAAAGGGGGAUUAUUGCAGUGUUGUGUUCUUCCCCGCGGGGCUGGGGCCGGCGCCUACGGCAGCCAGUACUCGGACGUGAUCCCGGCGGCGGCGGCCCUGGGACUGCCCCCGCCGCCGAGCUCGAGCGGGCGGCUGCGCAUCUUCUCCGGCACGGCGAACCCAACGCUGGCGCAGGAGGUGGCGUGCUACCUGGGCAUGGAGCUGGGAAGGGUGAAGAUCAAGCGGUUCGCUGACGGGGAGCUGUACGUGCAGCUGCAGGAGAGCGUGCGCGGCUGCGACGUGUUCCUGGUUCAGCCCACCUGCCCGCCGGCCAACGAGAACCUCAUGGAGCUCCUCAUCAUGAUCGACGCCUGCCGCCGCGCCUCCGCCAAGACCAUCACCGCCGUCGUCCCCUACUUCGGCUACGCCCGCGCCGACCGCAAGAUGCGCGGCGGCCGCGAGUCCAUCGCCGCCAAGCUCGUCGCCAACCUCAUCACGGAGGCCGGCGCCCACCGCGUGCUCGCCUGCGACCUCCACUCCGGCCAGUCCAUUGGCUACUUCGACAUCCCCGUCGACCAUGUGUACGGCCAGCCCGUCAUCCUCGACUACUUGGCCAGCAAGACCAUCUGCCCCGACGAGGUGGUGGUCGUGUCCCCGGACGUCGGCGGAGUCGCCCGUGCGCGCGCCUUCGCCAAGAAGCUCUCGGACGCGCCGCUCGCCAUUGUCGACAAGCGGCGCCAGGGCCACAACCAAUCGGAGGUGGUGCACCUCAUCGGCGACGUGAGGGGGAAGGUGGCCGUGAUGGUGGACGACAUGAUCGACACGGCGGGGACUGUGUCCCAGGGCGCCGAGCUGCUGCACAGGGAGGGCGCCAGAGCCGUCUAUGCCUGCAGCACCCACGCUGUCCUCAGCCCGCCGGCGGUCGAGAGGCUGUCCAGCGGUCUCUUCCAGGAGGUGAUCGUCACCAACACCGUCCCCGUGAUGCACCACCGGAGCUUCCCCCAGCUCACGGUCCUCUCUGUCGCCAAUCUCCUCGGCGAGACCAUCUGGCGCGUUCACGACGACUGCUCAGUCAGCAGCAUCUUCCAGUAAGAUUCAGAUUGCAUGCAUAUCUA
This is a messenger RNA of Oryza brachyantha (malo sina), 1214 nucleotides long. RefSeq names its product ribose-phosphate pyrophosphokinase 1-like. The coding region runs from base 28 to 1191 and encodes 387 amino acids. Gene Ontology annotation, biological process: purine nucleotide biosynthetic process; 5-phosphoribose 1-diphosphate biosynthetic process. The record is from RefSeq and is a predicted model, not a curated record. Gene Ontology annotation, molecular function: magnesium ion binding; ribose phosphate diphosphokinase activity. The transcript has a single exon. Lineage: Eukaryota; Viridiplantae; Streptophyta; Magnoliopsida; Poales; Poaceae. Gene Ontology annotation, cellular component: ribose phosphate diphosphokinase complex; cytoplasm.